Messenger RNA from Cydia amplana, 855 nucleotides. Its product is annotated as attacin-like. Gene Ontology annotation, cellular component: extracellular region. Lineage: Eukaryota; Metazoa; Arthropoda; Insecta; Lepidoptera; Tortricidae. The record is from RefSeq and is a predicted model, not a curated record. Bases 58 to 855 code for a protein of 265 amino acids. Gene Ontology annotation, biological process: defense response to bacterium. The transcript has 3 exons.
UAACUGUGUAAUUAAAUACGCUUUAAAUUUUCUUUGUACUUAAAAUUACACUCAAAGAUGUUUACUGUUCAUCUCUUUGCCCUGGCACUUUUAGCCACAGCUCAAGCUCGUUAUAUCGCUUUGCAGGAUUUAAAAAUACAACCUUACUUAAUAGACGUUGCCAACCUUGCACAAGACGACUUUGAAGAUGCGUUAUCAGACCAUUCUUUUGAAUCUGUGCAUCCGGGUUACCUCAACCGGGUCAGGCGUCAGCUCGGCAGCAUGAGUACCAAUCCAGAUGGAAGUACUAAUUUGAACCUAAAAGUUCCCAUCGCACGGGGCGAGAGCAACGUACUGAGUGCUAUUGGAUCGGCUUCGGGGAUACAGUCUGCGAAUGCCUUCAGAGCAGCUGGAGUGAAGCCUGGUCCAGGGUAUACCGCUGCUGGAGGCGGAUUGGCUCUCGACAAUAUCAACGGCCACGGACUAAGUGUGACCGGGCAGCACAUUCCCGGUCUCGGGAACCAGGCGACGGCGGCGGGGCGGCUGGGGCUCAUCAACACUCCUGACCACAAGCUGGGCGCCAACGCCUUCGUGACCAGGACCAUGCCGAACAUCCCCAACUUCCCCAACUUCAACACUCAUGGUGGCAGCUUGGAUUAUACUUUCAAGGACAAAAUUGGUGGUUCCCUGGGCAUGGCGCACACUGACCUGUUCAAGAAGACCGACUACUCGGCCAUGGGCAACCUGAACCUGUUCCGCAACCCCUCGUCCUCGCUCGACCUCAACGCCGGCUGGACCAAGUCGCAGUCGCCCUUCCCAGCCUUCAACCACAACUGGGCACCACAGGGCGGUCUGACGUUUACGAAGUAUUUUUAA